Messenger RNA from Sorghum bicolor (sorghum), 2300 nucleotides. Its product is annotated as putative pentatricopeptide repeat-containing protein At1g02420. Gene Ontology annotation, molecular function: protein binding. The transcript has a single exon. NCBI's taxonomy places the organism in Eukaryota, Viridiplantae, Streptophyta, Magnoliopsida, Poales, Poaceae. The coding region runs from base 66 to 1625 and encodes 519 amino acids. The record is from RefSeq and is a predicted model, not a curated record.
GCUCCGCCUCCGCGCCGACGACGCCAAAAACCCGCGAACCGCCGUCCGCCUCGCGGUCGCGCAAAAUGCCGCCCAAACCCGCGCCCCGGCUCUUCCAGUACAUCUCCAACAAGUCGCGCAAGCCGCCGCCCGCCGCCACAUCCGCCGCCCCAUCCGCCAGCCACGAUGGCCCCGCGUCUGACGCCGACGCCGACGCCGGCGAGGUGUACCGGAUCGUCACGUCCGCGGCCACGCCGUCCGCGAUGGAGUCCGCGCUCGCGGCGUCCGCCGUACCGCUCUCGUCCCCGCUCCUCGACGCCGUCAUGCGCCGCUUCCGCUUCGCGCACGGGGACCCGCUCCGCGCGCUCUCGCUCCUCUCCCUCGCCGCCGACCGCGGCGGCGUCGCGCCGUCGCCCUACGCCAUCGACACCGCGCUCUACGUGCUCGGCCGGGCCCGCCGGUUCCCGCACAUGUGGGACCUCCUCGCGACCACCCGCCGCAUCUGCCCGGACGCCGUCACCUCGCGCACCGCCAUGAUCGUCCUCGGCCGCGUCGCCAAGGUCUGCUCCGUCCACGAGACCGUCGCCUCCUUCCGCCGCCUCGCGCGGAUGUUCCACGCCGUCGACCCGGCCUGCCUCUUCAACGCGCUGCUCCGCACGCUCUGCCAGGAGAAGAGCAUGUCCGACGCGCGCAACGUCUUCCACGCGCUCAAGUACGAUUUCCGGGUGAACCGCCACACCUUCAACAUCCUCCUCUCUGGCUGGAAGUCGGCCGAGGACGCCGAGGCGUUCGUCGCCGAGAUGCGGGAGCUCGGGGUGGAGCCCGACCUGGUGACCUACAAUAGCUUGAUCGAUUGCCACUGCAAGAACCGGGACGUGGAGAAGGCCUACAAGCUGCUCGACGAAAUGCGGGAGAAAGACAUUUCCCCUGAUAUUAUCACUUACACAAGCUUGAUUGGUGGGCUGGGGUUGAUUGGCCAACCUGACAAGGCAAGAGAUUUGCUCAAGGAGAUGCAUGAGCUAGGGUGCUCCCCAGAUGUCCCUGCAUACAACGCAGCGAUACGGAACUUUGUUAUAGCGAAGAGGCUUGGAGAUGCAUUCGCACUGAUGGAUCAAAUGGCCUCAAAGGGACUGAUGCCGAAUCCCACAACGUAUAACCUUUUCUUCAGGUGCUAUUACUGGGCUUUCGAUAUUGGCAGCACAUGGCGGUUAUACGAGCGUAUGCGUUCUGAAGGAUGUUUCCCAAACACGCAGUCUUGCAUGUUCAUCAUCAGGUUGUGCCACCGGUAUGGGAAGGUGGGGCAGGCACUUGAGCUUUGGAGUGAUAUGGUCAGCAACAGGUUUGGAUCAUUCACGUUGGUAUCGGAUGUGCUGUUUGACCUGCUGUGUGACGAGGGGAAGUUGGAGGAAGUUGAGAGGUGCUUCUGUCAAAUGGUUGAGUUUGGGCAAAAGCCCAGCAAUGUUGCAUUUAGAAGGAUAAAGAUACUUAUGCAGGUUGCCAAGCAGGAAGAAUCAAUUGCCAGGUUAACUGAAAAAAUGGCACAAUUUGGUCGACUGGCACCUGAAGAUUGUCAAAGAGUCCACUCUGUUGAAAGCAGGACUAGUAAUGGUGAUACAGCUGAUGCUGGUCUACCGAGAGCAGCUUAGUGCAUACACAUUUGGAUGAUGACGAUCAUGAAUUAAUGGCAAUAAAUUAUUUUGUUGACUAGAUCAAGACUUAUGGAUUUUUCUGAGUUCUGUACUCCGAUGCCUAACCUGAAAUUUUCAAGUUUCAAGAUUCAUCCAAUGGCUGAGCUUUGGGGUGAUAUUGUCAGCAACAGGUUUGGAUCAUUCAUGUUAGCAUCAGAUGUGCUGUUUGACUUGAAAUUGGAGGACGCUGAGAGGUGCUUCUGUCAAAUGGUUGAGAGCAAAAUCCCAGCAAUGUUGCAUAAAGAUACUUAUGCAGCUUGUCAGGCAGGACCGCAGGAAGAGUUCUAUUGCCAGGUUAACAGUAAAGAUGGCACAAUUUGGUUGACUGGCACCUGAAGAGUGCCAAGGGCCCAACGUUCAGAUGAAACCAAGCCUAAUAAUGGUGACGCAGCAGAUGCUGAUAUAUUGACAGCAGCUUAGUAUAUAAAUUUUGACAAACUGAUCGACAAAGUACUUAUUGGAUAUUCCUGAGUUCUGUACUCGGGUGUCUUCCCUGAAUUUUGCCAUGUUUCAAGAAUCAAGAUUUACCUUGUGCACCAAAACUUACUAGUCAUGUUACAAGCUAACAAUGACAUAAUUCGUCACUCCAAUUAUAUUAUCAAUAUAUCAUCAAUGCCAUGGAUUUUUUUUUUU